UACAUACAAAUAAUUUUUGGUUCGAAUAUCAGGAAUAAGCCAAUUUGGCAUAAUUGUUGAUGAAUUAGGACAAACCAGCAUUCAGUAUUUGUACCUCGAGGUGCUUACGCAAAGUAACGAAAAGAGUUUGUAAUUUAUCGAAUGUUCUAAUGGAUGCGGGAUUGACAGAUUGCUUUAAUUCGAGUUGUGUGAGUCUGAGUGAUCUUUCAUUCGGUUAUCGAAGUAACUUUGAUUGAAAAUUGUUCGUCUUCCCGUAAACAGUCCUUUGGUGUUCCGAUUUCGCACGUCGUUUAUCUUGCUGCUUUGACCACUUAGUUUUUGGAACGUUUGUUUUUAUAUCUGAACUAGACAUUAUCGACUCAAGGAGUAAUAUUUGGAUAAUGAUAUCACAGAAUCCCAGCCAAGCUAUUGCGAAGGUGAACCAAAGCGCAUUAUCCAUUCACUGGAUGCUCUUACUCAGUAAAUUUGAAAUGUUUUGAAAACGCUAUGAUGAUCUUGAGAGCCAUUAUGUCCUCAAACGAUUCUUCGUCGGGAGAAGAGUUUGGUACUUCGGGGUCUUCGAAGAGGAAACCGAUGAAGAAGCCUAAACGCAGGCGCAAAUAUACGAUGAAUUUUCCAAGUUCGGAUUCUGAAGACGAGAAUUCUGCCGCCUGCACUAGCACCGCUCCGGAGCAUCCCGCUUUCCGCUGUCCCAAUUGGACUGUGGAAAAAUUGCUGGCUAAGCGACGAAGCCAUUUACCCGCGACAAGUGGUGCCUCGCAAAUGGAAUUUUUUGUGCAAUGGAGUGGAGAACCUCUUGAAGCGUCUGCAUGGGUGCCAGCGGAAUUUAUUGACAGCUGGUUUGUUCAGAGGUUCGAAGAUAUUCCUGUCUUGACAUCGAGCUCGGAAGGCAGUGAUACCGAUGCCACGUCAAUGGAAGAGGCCGCUGUUACCACGCAAAACGAUCUGACACCCCAUCGAAGAUUCGAGAGGCAGCGAGUAGCUGCUGCGGAAUCAUCAAGGUCUACGGGAUCAGAAAUUCGUCCGAGGCAUUCACCUCUCCGAAAUGGAAUGGCAGACGGUGGCCAACGUCAAACUGCACGUAAAAGAAUCACCAUACCCGAAAGACGAAUUGACAAUGUUGCGGAAAAUUCCGCAGAGUCAACCUCGGCUGAAGACGAUGACAGUUCCUCUGAGAAACAGAACGGGGCAAUAACGGAACCACCAAGGGAUUCCAGAGAGACUAACGGGAAGGCCAAAUCGAAAAAAAUUCGUCUUUCAACCGACCGCAGUCCUUCCAGUGCUGGAAUUGGGGGUUUGGAAGAGGAUGCGGAAACGUCUUCCACGGACAGUGAACAAUCUGUUAUGUCCACAGUAUCAAACGCUGAGGGUUCCUCGUCUGUGAAUGACAGACCUUGGCAACCCGGACAAACAGAUGAUGAGAAUGAUGAAGAAGUGGAUCUUGACAACUUAUCUAUCGAAGAUGAUUUGCGUUCUCAGAAUUCUGAUCCCGAAGUUUGAACGCAUUGCCUUUGUUAUCAGCCUGGACAGAUGGAUCUGGAACACUGGCGUUUCAUUUUAUUAUCUAGGUAUUCCUAGGAGCUGGGAGGCUAAUGGAAUGUUGCUUCUUGCCUCGAAACUUUUGCUCAAAAUUAUUGAACAACCACUUAUUUGUACUGCGCAAUGUGAUAUCGUUUUAAGACAGCUAUACGCUAACAUGAAAAUUGAUGAAAUGCAUUGUAUACUCACUAUAAUGUUAUAUAUAUGAAGGUUAAAGCGUUUCAGAAGUUAUAUUGUUUUGUUAAGAAACCGAGUGGUGCCUCGAAAAGGAGGUAAACAACAGUAAAUUAUUUCUUGUU
Molecule: messenger RNA, 1838 nt
Organism: Paramacrobiotus metropolitanus
Lineage: Eukaryota; Metazoa; Tardigrada; Eutardigrada; Parachela; Macrobiotidae
Exons: 7
Coding region: 487-1500 (337 amino acids)
Source: RefSeq, a predicted model, not a curated record